GAUCUUAGAGCGGAGAACAUGUGAGAGGGGAAUGGGAAACUGGAAACUGGAUUACAUUUUACAGAAAGACGCAAAAGGGGUUACGUUCAGGAUUUUGACAAGGCGCAGCGGCUCCGUUGAGUAGGUACCUAGGACAUCCCCGCGGCGGCCAGGGCGCUUUCAGCGGACACUGGGGGAAAAGAAGGACUAAUAUAGCCUACCAAAGAUGAACACAAUUGUGUUUAAUAAGUUAAGCAGCCAGGUUUUAUUCGAGGAGAAGGCGAAUGAGGUGGAAAGAAGCAGUCGAAAUUAUUUAGAGGUGAUAGAUGGACAGCAUCCGGACCUGCUCGCCAGCAGCCCAGUCCUCAAAGACAACUCAGUUAUCCGGCACAGGAGAUCCGGGUCUCGUCAGAACCCAGGAAAGGUACGGCAUAAACGGCAAGCUCUGCAAGACAUGGCCAGGCCUUUGAAACAGUGGCUCUACAAACACCGGGACAAUCCGUACCCCACUAAAACAGAGAAAAUCCUUCUUGCGCUUGGCUCACAAAUGACACUUGUGCAGGUGUCUAACUGGUUUGCCAAUGCUCGACGGCGGCUGAAGAACACAGUUAGGCAGCCUGAUUUGAGUUGGGCCCUUAGGAUCAAACUCUACAACAAAUAUGUCCAGGGCAACGCGGAAAGACUGAGCGUCAGCAGCGAUGACUCCUGCUCUGAUGAUGGUGACCCAGCAGCACGGGCCCAGGUUGGGGAGUUCAGCAAGCCAAUGUACCAGAGCGUCAUCAAGAAGGAAGGUGGCACUGUGGGUGCAGGUCUUCGAGCCGCUGCAGACGCCUCAUUGUCUGAUGACUACGUGUCGCCACCUAAAUACAAGAGCAGUCUGUUGCACCGUUACCUUAACGACUCGCUCCACCAUGUAAUGGUGGCCAACGGUGUAAUGGACGCACGGAGGAGGAACCACUCAGGCUCUUUCAGCUCUAAUGAGUAUGAUGAAGACCUGCUGUCACCAUCUUCUUCUGAAGCAGAAGCCAACUUUAUCUACAGAACUGAGACUUUGGAGCACGGAUCAAAUAAAUCUGACAGAAGCAUGCAGAAGGAGAAGGGACAGAGGAAAGAUGAGACAUACUGGAGGGAGAUCAACGCAGCCAUGGCCCUCACUAACCUGGCUCAACCCAAGGGCACGGCCACCGCUGCCACCACCAGCUGCAUCAUCCAGAAAUCCUCACACAUAGCUGAAAUCAAGACUGUUAAAGUGCCUAUCCUGCACAAAUACUAAUGCUCAGAAGAUGCCGCUCUUCUACUUUUGGAAUUCAGUUGGUUUGAAUAUUGUUUAUUACUUUGUGGUACUGAUAAAGAAUGAAUUUCUUUGGUUCGUUUGUUUUUAUUGUUAUUAUGAGUGCCCUGAAAUGCAGCACUUGUUUAGUUCACCGAUUUGUGCAUUUCCUUUGGGCCGCACAAGCUUUUUUUGAUAAGUGUUGAUGAAUUGUCAGUAACGACAGUAUUUCUGAACGAGACACUUUUGCAAUGUUAACUUAUUUUGAUAUUAAUCAGAAAUUUGUAUUGUAUCGCACCAAAGUGCCUUCAUGCAUCUCAAAGGAGAGCUUAGUGAGAAUGUACAGUUCAUGUCCUCGCUAAAUGAAAUAAAAGGGUUGUAACGACAGGAGGAGUGUGUAGCGCACUCUUCUCGCAGCCUACAGGAGCUGAUGACCUUGGCGCAAGUCACAAAGACAUGCACGUGAGCCUAAGGCCAUUUCUGCAUGUUUUGUCUUCAAAUCUCAUGUGGCUGUGACUAUGACAUUGUUUUGUCUCUAAAAUGGAAAACUUCAACUGUCACCUGCCAGCAAUAGCCGUGAGCAGAGAUAAGUUCAGUCAGCCAACAUCAAAUUCCAGGCCUUCCUUCCCAGCUAACAAGCAAUGUUCUCCAAACUUUGGCAACAAACGUUCUUACGGUAAUGUUAAAAGCACAUUUGUUCAUUUAUGUUGUCUUUAAUAACAUUAGCACAAAAACGUAAUCAUUCAUGGAAUGUUUCAUUUCUGAAAAGUUCUAGUUGCUAUUUGCUGCAAAACGUUCAGAGAACAUUUCUAUAAUGUUUGCAAAAUUGCAACGUUCCCUUAACGUUUGCAUAGCCAAAAAAUGACCUUUUUUAAUGUAAUGAAACGUUCUUUGAACAUGUUUUUGUUAGCUGGGUUAGUUUCUGCUUCCUCUCAUACACUCUCAGUUAUGCACAUUUCUCAGACAAACAAUGAGAAAGAGAGAGACAGACUUCAAGGUUUGGUCUGUAUCUGUUUGAGACGAGGACUGUGACCCAAAGGGAUAUUUAUGAAUCCAUUAUCAGUGCUAAACCGAAUGUGUUGCCUUCUCACGUUUCUACUCUGAACAAGGUACUUCAGUGGAAGCAGUAAAUGAUUUGGCCAGUCGUGUUUUACCCCCUUCUCUCUCUCAGAUGGUUAGAAUUACUCUCAAAUUGCUGUUUACAAGAAGUACGGGAGACACUUUUAUGUAAAAAAAAAAAAGAAGAAAAAAAACAAACCAUAGCAGUAUUACCACAUCUCUGAUUUAGUGAACGUUCAAACUUUUUUUGCAAUCUCCUUUUGGUUGUCCUGCGGUUUUAGCUCUUUUAGUUAGUGUUUUUGCCUUUGGUUCAACCAAGCUGUGUUAGUCUUGUAUUGACUGAAUGGAAAGAAAUGAUGUUCAAUGCAAAUGUUAUGUACAUUAGAGUUAGAGAAUUAAAAGCCACUUUUAGUGAGUGAGGUAACACUAUCUUAUGUUGGUUAUCUUUUUGUUUUGUUUUUGCUUGUGGUGAGAAGGCCAAAGAGACUUGUUCAAAAAGUUGCAUGCACUUAUCUGACUACACCCUCCUGCCUUUUUUCAGUAUUAAAAAUAAUACUCACAAACACCUACUGAGACUUUAAUUCAUAGGCACUAUGUCCCUGUUUUCCUGCUCAGCAGAGUAGUGUAGCACAUUUUUAGAAAAUGUCCUAACAAAACUGGGAAAAUGUAUGAUCUGAUCUGCUUUUGAAAUCUAAUUUUCCUUUCAUUUUUCAAAUCACAUGUGAAUCUCUUUUGGCCUUUGCAGAGAACAAAGAGAAGAGAAAGCAUCAAUCUGAGUUUUACUAAUUCUGUUUUUUUUUUUUAAUUCCCUUGCACACUCGGCUCUAAAGGAACCUGACAGACAAACAGCUAUUUUGUGCUCACUUUAGAACAUUUCAAAUGAUUCAAGACUGUACAAACAAACUUGUAAUAAUAGUCUGAUUUUUUUUUUAUUGUUAAGUUAUAUACUUUUUUUAUUUUAGAGACUGGAUGUUUAUCCAAUGAAGGAAUGCAUAAUAUCACAUUUAUUCUCUGAAAAGGACAAAACCUUGUUUACUUCAACGAAACAUUAAAUAAAAAUGUUUUUUUGAUGACAAGAUGUUGCUUGGUGUUUCAU
Sinocyclocheilus grahami is the source of this 3404-nucleotide messenger RNA. Its product is annotated as homeobox protein Mohawk-like. The transcript is spliced from 7 exons. The coding region runs from base 206 to 1252 and encodes 348 amino acids. Gene Ontology annotation, biological process: regulation of transcription by RNA polymerase II; muscle organ development; cell development. The record is from RefSeq and is a predicted model, not a curated record. Gene Ontology annotation, molecular function: RNA polymerase II cis-regulatory region sequence-specific DNA binding; DNA-binding transcription factor activity, RNA polymerase II-specific. NCBI's taxonomy places the organism in Eukaryota, Metazoa, Chordata, Actinopteri, Cypriniformes, Cyprinidae. Gene Ontology annotation, cellular component: nucleus.